Molecule: messenger RNA, 4750 nt
Organism: Helianthus annuus (common sunflower)
Lineage: Eukaryota; Viridiplantae; Streptophyta; Magnoliopsida; Asterales; Asteraceae
Product: translocase of chloroplast 120, chloroplastic
Exons: 4
Coding region: 233-4354 (1373 amino acids)
Biological process (GO): protein targeting to chloroplast
Cellular component (GO): chloroplast outer membrane
Molecular function (GO): GTPase activity; GTP binding
Source: RefSeq, a predicted model, not a curated record
GAUCCACUACCCCCUCGAAACAAACCAAACUGGUUAGGUGUGUGCGUAGAUAUAGCAAUAGCAAUACAUAUAUCUCGCAACAUAAGUGUGUGUUUCAAUUCUACUAAUUUUUUCCCCCUUUUCUUAUCCUCAACGUCAAUCUAUACACCAUCAGGGUUUUUGAAUUGCGAGUUUUUAGGGAUCCAGGUUUUUGGGGAUAUAUUGUUGGAUAUAUUACUAUUUAGGGUUAGUGAUGGAAAAUGGUGAACAUAAGGUGGAGGACUUUGAUAAAGAUGUGGUGGGAGAUGGUAAUGGUGGUGCGGAGAGCGUGUCGGUAACGGUCGAGGUGGAAGGAAGUGUUGAUGGUAGAAAAGAUGAAAAAGAAGAAAAUGGUGGUGAUCCUGUUGAUGAGGGACAAGUGGUGGUAGAUGAAAAUGGUGAGACUGAAACAGUUGUGGAAAAGGCGUCGGUUGAUCCUGUUGAGGAGGUUGUAUCUUUGGAGGUGAACGGAGGGGAACGUAUGUCUGAUAGUACGACCGUGGAGCUACCUGUUGUGAUCGAAAACGACAAAAGUAACGAGCCCACGGAUUUCGAGGAACCCGAGGUGAGAACUAACGAGGAGGGAACUACAUCAGGCAGUACUGUCGGUAAUCAGUCGAGUGGAUUUGAAGCUAGUGAAGCUACGAAUGACGGUUUUAGUGAGACAAAAGGGAUUGAUUCGGUGCAGGCAAUUGACGGGGAAAGUACUUCCGAUAAGAGUGCAGGGGAUGAAACUAGUGAAUUGGAAACUGAUGGUGGUGAAAAAGAUGAAGCGAAAAGGGCGGGUGCAAAUGAUGAACAAAAAAUUCAUAUUGAUGUAAGCAGAGAUGAGUCGGAUAUGUUGGAAAAUAAUGGGGUUAAAGACAAUGGGAUAAAAGAGGUUGGACAUGUAUCUAAUGCGGAUGUAUUGGAAGACGUUAAAGACGUUAACAAAAAGCCAGUUACUUUAGUCUUAGAAGCUUCUGAAAAUGGAGUUUCAGACCAUGUUGAUUCGGAUGAAACAGUGAUUCGUGAGGACGGUGUUAAUGGAGAUUCUGUUAGUUGCGAAAUACAGCUAGAUGGUGAGAUAGGAGUUGAAGCAAACGGAGAUGUAAAUGAAAAAGAUACGCUGGUCACUGAAAGUAAAGAUGACGACAAUGUUAAACUGAAGGAAAAGUUUGAAACUUCAAAUAAUAACUUGCUUAAUGUGCAAAACGGAUCAACAGUCGAACACGUUCAAGAGGAGGAACCGAAAACUUUUGAUCCAUUGUCAGAGCAUCAAGAUGAUAAAAAAGUGAAAGAAGGAAGCACUUCAGCCAUUAAUGAAAAAACAGCAAUUCCCGAAGUUGAAAAAAGUGAGCCGGAAAAUCAUGAAGUGAAAAAAGAUAUGCCGGAGAAGAAAGAACCAGAAUCGAGUCCUGUUAUAGGUGUCUCUAUAUCCACACACGAAUCUGCAACUCCCAAAUAUGAUUCAUCUUCAGGAGAUCAAGAUGAUAAAAAAGCAAAAGAAGGAAGUACGUCAGCCGUUGGUGAGCCUGAUAGCCGCGUGGAAAGAACAGCAAUUCCCGAAGUUGAAAAAAGUGAACCGGAAAAUCGUGAACUGAAACACGAUAUGCCGGAGAAGAAAGAACCAGAAUCGAGGCCUGUUAUAGGCGUCUCUUUAUCCACACACAAAUCCGCAACUCCUAAACAUGAUUCAAACCCUAAUCAAUCUCCGGGUUAUAGUUCCAAAUCAAACCUGGAAAAUCAUGAAGUGAAACAAGAUAUGCCGGUGAAGAAAGAACCAGAAUCGAGGCCCGUUAUAGGUGUCUCUUUAUCCGCACCCAAAUCUGCAACUCCCAAACAUGAUUCAAACCCUAAUCAAUCUCCGAUUCAUAAUUCCAAAUCACACCCGGAAAAUCAUGAAGCUAAACAAGAUAUGCCGGUGAAGAAAGAGCCUGAAUCGAGGCCCGUUGUAGGCGUCUCUUUAUCCACAUCCAAAUCCGCAACUCCCAAACAUGAUUCAAAACCUAACCAAUCUCCGAUUCCUAAUUCCAAACCAACUACUGCACCGGCACCCGUCGCGGCUCCAUCUACAACAUCAACUCGCCCUGCUGGUCUUGGCAGUGGUGCACCACUGCUGGAACCGGCUCACCGUGUGGUGCAAUCUCAACGAAGCGGAACCGCUUCUCUGCAAAACCAAGUGAUUGAGGAACCAACAAACGGGGAAGCUGAUGAAAACGACGACACCCGUGAAAAGCUCCAGAUGAUUCGGGUCAAGUUUCUGAGACUUGCCCGUAGGCUCGGGCAGACUCCUCACAACGUUGUUGUGGCUCAGGUCUUGUAUAGGUUGGGGUUAGCUGAACAGAUAAGAGGCAGUAAUGCGGGCCGUGUUGCAGCUUUUAGCUUCGAGCGUGCUAGUGCCAUGGCUGAGCAGUUGGAAGCAGCGGGUCAAGAACCGCUUGAGUUCUCAUGCACCAUCAUGGUUCUUGGGAAAACAGGGGUCGGGAAAAGUGCAACGAUUAAUUCGAUAUUCGACGAGGUUAAGUUUGAAACCAGUGCGUUUCAACACGGAACAAAGAAAGUUCAAGACGUUGUCGGAACCGUUCAGGGUAUUAAGGUUCGUGUUAUCGACACACCAGGCCUUCUUCCUUCUUGGGCCGAUCAGAGGAAAAACGAGAAAAUUCUUCACUCGGUUAAACGGUUUAUCCAAAAAUCACCUCCCGAUAUCGUUUUGUAUCUUGACCGGUUGGACAUGCAGAGUCGAGAUUCCGGUGACAUGCCUCUUUUGAGAACUAUAACCGAUAUAUUCGGUCAGUCUAUAUGGUUUAACGCUAUUGUGGUUCUGACACACGCUGCAUCGGCUCCUCCUGAAGGGGCAAACGGUACUGCUACUAGUUACGACAUGUUUGUGACACAACGGUCCCAUGUGGUCCAGCAAGCCAUUCGGCAGGCUGCGGGUGAUAUGCGGCUCAUGAACCCUGUUUCGUUAGUGGAGAAUCAUUCGGCUUGUCGAACGAAUCCUGCCGGUCAAAGGGUUUUGCCAAACGGUCAAGUGUGGAAACCGCAUUUGUUACUACUUUCUUUUGCUUCGAAGAUUCUCGUUGAGGCGAAUAUGCUGUUAAAGUUGCAAGACUCGCCACCUGGCAAACCGUUUGCGGCUAGAACCCGAGCACCGCCUUUACCGUAUAUUCUUUCGAAUCUUCUUCAGUCGAGACCGCAGCUGAAGUUACCUCAGGAGCAGUUUGGUGAUGAUGAUGAAGACGGUGAUGAUGACAUCGACGAGUCGUCUGAUGAAGAAUCGUCGGAAUACGACGAGUUACCGCCGUUUAAACGAUUGACGAAUUCCCAACUGUCAAAGCUUAGUAAAGCACAGAAGAAAGCGUAUUACGAUGAAUUGGAAUACAGGGAAAAACUCUUCAUGAAGAAACAAUUGAAGGAAGAGAAGAAACGAAGAAAAAUGAUGAAGAAAAUGGCUGAAGAAGCGAAGAAUUAUCCGAGCGAUAUUACCGAUAAUAAUAACGUAGAGGAAGACAGUAGUGGUGCUGCAACGGUUCCUGUUGCUGUUCAGGAUAUGACUUUACCUACUUCGUUUGAUGCCGAUAAUCCUACUCAUCGGUACCGAGCUCUCGAUACGGCUAACCAGUGGCUCACUAGACCGGUACUUGACCCACACGGUUGGGACCAUGAUGUCGGAUAUGAAGGAAUCAACGUAGAACACUUGCUUGCGGUCAAAGACAAGAUACCCGUGUCGUUUUCCGGUCAGAUCACCAAAGAUAAAAAAGAUGCUAAUCUCCAAAUGGAGGUAUCAAGUGCGUUAAAACACGGGAAAUCAAACUCAACCACUGUAGCAUUCGAUAUGCAGACUGUUGGAAAAGAGUUGUCUUAUACGCUAAGAAGCGAAACUCGGUUCAUUAACUACAGAAAAAACAAAGCGUCAGCUGGUAUUUCCGCUACUUACUUUGGUGAUUCGUUAACCGGUGGUGUGAAAUUCGAGGACAAGUUAAUGAUUAAUAAACGCGGGCAGUUGGUGGUGGCUGGUGGAGCGGUAAUAGGCCGUGGUGAUGUUGCUUAUGGCGGCAGUUUGGAGGCUACAUUAAGAGAUAAAGAUUAUCCUUUGGGUCGGUUUUUGUCGACUAUUGGUCUUUCAGUUAUGGAUUGGCAUGGUGAUCUGGCGCUUGGAUGGAACGCGCAGUCUCAGAUUCCUAUCGGUCGGUUUACUAAUCUGAUCGGCCGCGUUAAUUUAAAUAACAAGGGCUCUGGACAAGUUAGCGUUCGUUUGAAUAGCUCGGAACAGCUUCAAAUCGCGUUAACCGCUUUAGUUCCACUUGUCAGUAAGCUAUUGGGUUAUUAUCAAGAUCGAGAUUCAGCGUAUUAAUCGGAUACUUUUGGGUUCAAGAUUGAAGAAAGUUAAAUGUGGUGUAUAACUGUAUAUGCUGCAGGAGUGUAAUCUUUUGAUGAUCAAUAUGUUGGGCCGAUCUUGAAAUAUAUAGCGAAAAGAAGGCGGUAAUGUUUUGGGAAGAGUAGUUAAAUGCACAAAAGGCUGUAGUGGUAGAGCUAGAUUUGAAGCAAAUCACCAUGAUGCUGGUUUUCUUUUUUAUUUUCGUUUUGUGUUUAAUUUUCUUCUCGGUAUAGAGAUGUUCUGGUUUAGAAUGGGGGCGGGUUUAGUUAUUGUAUUAUACGUAUGAUGAGUAUGUGACUCACAAAGGUCUUAAUUUGGUUCAGUGAACAUGACUCUUUUUCUACUUUGAAAAAUCUGUUUGGCUUACAAGUU